AUGGCGGCCGAACAGGAUCCUCAGACAGGCUCCACAUGCUCUGAGCAGCAGUUGGAGGGACACAGGGCACAACAGAGACUUGAGUCACCCAGCAGCCAACGAGCAGAAGGGAAUGACUCAGCCCCAGCCACAAAAGGGGAUAUCAGGCAGCUACUACAGGAAAUGAAGCAGAUGUUUGAUGCUGACAUGAACCUG
This is a messenger RNA of Pelobates cultripes (western spadefoot toad), 195 nucleotides long. NCBI's taxonomy places the organism in Eukaryota, Metazoa, Chordata, Amphibia, Anura, Pelobatidae. The record is from the annotation of a GenBank genome assembly.